GCACCAUCGAUUAAAGUCUGCAAAAAACUAUUGCAAACAGCUGGAUUUUGCCAUUGAUGGUCAGAAAGGGAACAUCACUGAUAAAGGCAUUCUUUCAAUGACACCAGAAGAAUUAUACUUAGAAUACGAAGAAGUGAACAAGCUGACUGAUGAAUUACAGGCAGCCAUCCAGAGCUACAAAGGUCAUCUCUCUAAACUUGCCCCACAAUUACAAGCUGAGCAGGAACAGUGUACCUCUUACAUCUAUCAACACAUUAAAAGACUUCCAGCAAAUACAGGUCUCCCACAAGGCCUGCAGCUAAAGGUACAUGAAAAUGGCAAGGACACGGGGGAGAUCCUUGUUUAUGUCAACAAACAAGAAAUAGAAAAUUGCAGGAAUCAACCCAGUGCUCUGAUGGAGAGAUUAUUGCACACGAUUCACCAAAGACUUCAAUAUUCAGCCGACUUCAAAUCGUCAGGCCUCAAUUGUAUUCCUGCCCAGCUUUUUGAUGAGAAAGGACAAGAAAUUAAAAACCCACUUUUACUGAAGAAUGAGCAAAAAAUUUGGUUUUCUUAUGGUAAAGAUUACAGGUCUCCCUUAAACUGUGUUCUGAGUUUGACCUUUGACAAAGUGACUGCAGCUGAAAAGGAUGGUAUCACAGUUAUUUAUAAAAGUCUUCCGGAUCAUAAUGCUGAUCUGCUGCCAGGAUUUGACAAGAAGGCCUAUAUGAGCACAUCCCUUUUCUUAUCUGAAAACAAGGGUGAUUGGUGUUCAGCUGGAAUGAUUCUGAAUCGAGCUAUGGUACAGAGCUGUCUAGCUGUUGGUCAGCCAAUCAGAGUUGAGAUCAGUGAUGGUGUACCUCUAGAAGGAUGCAAGCUGGCAGUACAGCAAAGAUACCCCACAACUAAAGGGCAGAAGAAGCUUCUGGUUAAAGAGUUGAUAAACUUACAACAGCUCAUGAAACUUCUUGCUCAACUGUCAAAUGGAAUGUUGACUGAAAAGGAUCUCAUUAGAUGA
Messenger RNA from Alligator sinensis (Chinese alligator), 997 nucleotides. RefSeq lists its product as uncharacterized. NCBI's taxonomy places the organism in Eukaryota, Metazoa, Chordata, Crocodylia, Alligatoridae. Gene Ontology annotation, molecular function: microtubule binding. The record is from RefSeq and is a predicted model, not a curated record. Gene Ontology annotation, biological process: regulation of mitotic cytokinesis. The coding region runs from base 98 to 997 and encodes 299 amino acids. The transcript is spliced from 9 exons.